This is a messenger RNA of Cladophialophora immunda, 1758 nucleotides long. RefSeq lists its product as uncharacterized. The record is from RefSeq and is a predicted model, not a curated record. Bases 224 to 1510 code for a protein of 428 amino acids. The transcript has 4 exons. NCBI's taxonomy places the organism in Eukaryota, Fungi, Ascomycota, Eurotiomycetes, Chaetothyriales, Herpotrichiellaceae.
CUUCGACGUGACACCGCGACUUGUAUGCUCUGGUGAUCUCAUCGCGUCCUGGACUUCGCGCUCGGCGUUGCAAGAAGAUCCCUAAAUCACAGUCUGUCUGCCCUUGGGAAUUCCUGUUGUUCGUGUUGUUCGUCUGCCUGUUUGGAGAGAGAAGCGACUAUAUUGUUGUGUCUGUUGGAACUCCCAGUUGACCCCGAGUCGUUUCUCGUCCACUGAAUACAAAAUGGCGUCUCCUGCAAGACGCGUGCUUGGUGACAAAGAUCCCAACGCGCCUAUCCAGCAACAACCCUCCAAAGUGCCAAACAGAGUCUCACAGCUCGCCAGUCCUGUGGCACCGCGAAGCUCGACAAAGCGUCCUCUCUCCCCGGAACAGUCACUUUCGAGCAGUCCUCGAACCGGCCAGAAAAGGAAGAUUGGAGAAAUACACGGCGGAGAACCAGCACAGAUCCAAGAUACAGCUGCAACAUUCUUUCUGUCACAAACGACCGAGUUGUUGAGCGACACCCGGUCCGAAAAUGAAGACAAUGUACAGACCUCGACGACCCAGAGCAGGUCGACUUUGGCCACCACUCUCACCACGUUCCGUGCCUCGCAGGAAGAAUCAUCUCAUAUCGAGAGCGAAUUCCACAUACAUGACGAACCGAGCCAGCAGACCCUGGACAAGAUGCACGCCGUCACGUUCACCCAAAGCACGUCUCAACUUGUCCCACCGAUACGGCCCAACUUGGCCAAGGAAGGCUCUCAAGUCAGCCUGAGCAUGUCCAGCCUGAUCGACUUUGACACCAACCGCUCGUCGCAAGAGGAUGAGAUGCAAAUGAUUGACGAACCCGAGAUAGUCGAUGGCCAAGAGCCCAAGACAGAGGAAGACGCCAGGAAGCAGAUGAUGCUCGAGAAAGCUGAAACCCUCCGCACUCGACUCCAACUAGCCCUGUACAAGAUUCAAACCAACCAGAUCACGAAGCCGUUCGCUCGGCUUCAGGUACCUCGAACCACAUCUCCUCCACCGCAACUUCCUCCACCCUCUUCCUCCCCGCACUCUUCGUCGACUGUGCGACAGAGCUCCGUCCCAGAGAUGUCGGCCGCUCAAGAGGCUCGAGUCGCUAUAGCUCGUGCUCGCGCGACCAUGGGUCCCAGACCGACGGUUAAGAAUCUCUCCAGCCUGCCUACGCCAGAGAUAGUCCCGACAGCCUUCUCGGCGAGAUGGAAUCAUGAAGUGCACGCCCAGCCAUCUAAUAUUCCCAGCAGUCCUCCCCUCUCACAAGCAGACUGCACUCCUGAAGCCUCCGGAGGAGCAAAUCAUCAUGACAGCAAGCCUAGCACGCCAUUACAGCUGUCUAGCCCAGCCCCUAGUCAAUGCGGAGAGGAUGUGGAAGGGGAUGCCGACACCCGACGCGACCACCUUCGAAUUGCUGGUCUCACCAGCAGCGUGAUCAAAGGAGAAGCUGCGAACAGUCUGCUGGAGCUUGUCCGGGGAGUGAGAUCCGGGGGAGUUGGGAUGUGCGGCGUAUGACCAUGUGAGCUCGAAUUUGGUUUUUCCUGAAAUAUUGCUAUCGAUCUGUGGCCAGCAAGGCAGCGUCGUUCAAGGGAUAUUGAGCACAGAGUGAGAUCUAUACCGUGGCGUUUGAGAUGUGUUUUUGCUAUGUUAGACAUUCAUCUGCCGCACUCACCGUCCAAUGAAUUUAUGGGGGGAGCACCAUUGGGCCUGAGAUAUGGCUCGUGGCAUGGCCCUUCAACCCGACUAGUAUCUUUUGAAUCGAG